AUGAAGUUCCAAAACAUAGCAACCACAUCUUUGAUUGGGGGCGGUAUUUGUUUCGGCAUAGUUAACGGACUCGACGGCUGGCUAUCUAAUACCAUCAAAGUCAUUGGGCCCAAUACAACCGAGUUCAAGGAAGCGUCAGAUAGGUGGGAUACUUAUCAGGCACCCAACAUUGAGUUGAUCGUGGAACCAGGUCAAGAAGACGAUGUUCCAAAAAUCGUUAAAUAUUGCAACGAAAAUGGCAUCGACUUCUUGGCGUACAGUGGCGGUCACGGAUCGUCAACAACUCUCGGGUCUUUCAAGGGCAUACAGAUCAACCUGACGAGGCUUAGAAAUAUAAGCAUUGACCCAAGUGGCAAGACCGCAUGGGUACAGGGUGGAUCGACGGGUGGGAGCGUCAUCAACCAUCUCUGGGACCAUGGUUAUGUGACUCCAACAGGCACCAUCGGUUGUGUUGGGUACAUGGGCCUGGCACUUGGAGGCGGCCAUGGGCGACUUGAGGGUCUUUACGGCCUGGUGAGCGACAAUAUCUUGCAGUUUGACCUCGUCACUGCCAACGGAACCACGAUCCGCGUCAACAAAACAAAGCACAGUGACCUCUACUGGGCGAUGAAAGGGGCCGGCCACAACUUUGGCAUUGUGACGAGAGUCCAAGUAAAGAUUUAUCCCCGCGGACCGGAGAUGUGGUAUCAUAGAGCUUACACCUGGCGCGGCGACAAGCUGGAUGCUGUUUUCGACGCCCUGAACAACCUUCACGGCAACGGCACAACCCCGGUCGCCAUGGCGGUAAACACGGGAACCUUCCUCAUGAUGCCACACAUCACAAAGGAGGAGCCCGUCAUCCUUUGGCUCUUCGAGUACCGCGGCAGCGCCGAGAAGGCAAAACGGCUGCUGGCCCCAUUCGACUCCAUCGAGGCCGUCGCCGUCGACUCGAGAGAAUCCAUCUACCCGCAGCUUGCCGACCAGCCCUCGCUCUGCACCGGAGCCGAGCGGAUAAUAACCACCGCCGGUCUUCGGACCUACAACCUGACGGCGGAACGUCAGAUCUGGGACGGCUUCAAGAGGCGAGUGGCGAAAAACCCAAAGCUCACCGCCAAGACCAUCAUCAUACACGAGGGCUACGCGACCGAGGGCGUGGAGAAGAUGGACCCCGCAUCCUCGGCCUACCCGUUCCGCGGUGACCGGCAUUUGAUGCAGUUCCAGGGCACCCUUGAAGAUUCGAGCCUGGCAGCGGAGAUGUGGGAGUGGGCGAACGAGGUUCGCCAUCAGUGGAACGCUGGCCAGCCGCAACGCACGCCUUCCGCAUAUGUCAACUACGCCAACGGGCACGAGAGAAAGGAAGACUGCUAUGGGCACCAGCCGUGGCGCCUUGCCAAGCUGCGUGACCUCAAGGCUCGAUAUGAUCCCGCUAACCGCUUUCGGUUUUACAAUCCAAUUAUUUGA
This is a messenger RNA of Pyricularia pennisetigena, 1440 nucleotides long. RefSeq lists its product as uncharacterized. NCBI's taxonomy places the organism in Eukaryota, Fungi, Ascomycota, Sordariomycetes, Magnaporthales, Pyriculariaceae. The record is from RefSeq and is a predicted model, not a curated record. The transcript has 2 exons. Gene Ontology annotation, molecular function: oxidoreductase activity; FAD binding. The coding region runs from base 1 to 1440 and encodes 479 amino acids.